GGUAGCACUGUAUUAGUAUGUCAGCCAUUGUUGAUUUUAGUGGAAAUGGUAAAUCGCAGUUCAUCGUUUUAUCAAAAUUAUAAUAUAAUAAAUGACGGAGGCAAAUGAAGAAAUAAACGAAAUUUUAAACGUUGAAGAUAUGCACACUAUGACAGAACUUGGUACAAGUGUACCAGCUUUUCUUGGGAAACUAUGGAAGCUGGUCGAGGAUCCCGAAACCGACGACCUUAUUUGUUGGGCUCCAAAUGGAAGAAGUUUUUUUAUUAGGAAUCAAGCACAAUUUGCUAGAGAACUUCUUCCUCACUAUUAUAAGCAUAAUAAUAUGGCCAGUUUCGUGAGGCAAUUAAAUAUGUAUGGAUUUCAUAAGAAAGUUUCAGUUGAAUUAGGUGGCUUGAAAUGUGACCGAGAUGAAAUGGAAUUUGCCCAUCAAUAUUUCUGUAAAGGACAUCCUUAUUUGUUAGAUCACAUUAAGAGAAAAAUUGCAACAGCAAAAAUUCAAGAUGCCUCGCAAACACCAAUAAAACCAGAAUUAAUGAAUAAAAUGUUGACGGAAGUAAGAAGCAUGAGAGGACGUCAAGAACAUUUAGAUUCAAAACUUGGAGCAAUGAAACGAGAGAAUGAGGCUCUUUGGAGGGAACUUGCAGUUUUGCGACAAAAACAUUUGAAACAACAACAAAUUGUUAAUAAAUUAAUACAUUUUUUGGUGACAUUAGUACAACCAUCCAGAAGUGGUGGUCUUUCCGUUAAAAGGCGGUAUCCACUUAUGAUUGAUGAUUCUAAUAGACAGCGAAGCAAACAAAGUAAAAUUAAUAGGGCUCAAGCAUCACCGGCUGGACCAGUUAUUCACGAGCUAGAUGCUUCGGAACCUGAUUUAGACUCACAAUAUAUAGUCGAUGAAAUAUUAGAAAAUCAACUUGAUCCAACAAUUCAAAGUCCCCAGUACUCAAAUCAACCAAUUAUCGAUGAAGACGCCUCUGAAGUUUUAAAUUUGGUGGAAUCAGUUGACAUGCCUGAAAAUAUUCAAUACAUUUCUCAAGAGAAAGGAAAUUCAAAAACGAACAAAUCUAAAGGCAAAAAGAAGAGGAAAAACAACGUGCCUAUCAAAAUUCUUAUACCAUCGAUGAAGAAGGGAGAAAAAUCCAGGGAAGAAACAAUAAUGUUAGAAAUUCCUGAGGAGAUAGAAGAACAAUCAGCUUUUGAUAAAAAAUCAAAAUCAAUACCACUCGCGACAGUUCGAAGUUCAAAACUUGCAGCGAUGGCAGCAAAUCUUAAUUCCGAUCAAGAUGUUGAAUUAAAUCAAGAAUUAUGUGAUGAUAUUGGCGAUUUAGAAGCAGCCGAUGUGCAUAUUGUUCAUGAUCCUGAUAUGCAACUUGACGAUAUUUUAAUUAUUCCAGAAAUGUUAAAUGAAGAUAACAUUAAAAAUGAUGAAAAUAAUGUUCUCAAUAGUGUCAUGAAUAAUAACAGUAAGAAUACAAAUAAUUCUGAUUCUGUUAAUAAUACAAAUUUUAAUGAAUUAUCAUCAAGAGAAAGGGAUGAAUUAAUUUUUACCAACAAUGACAAUUUGGAAUUAGAAAAAAAUAAUUCACAAAAUGGAGCGAGUACAAGUACAUCAUCAAAUAAUUUAUCACUUAGUUGCAUUAAUCCACCUGAAGCUGAUGGAGUGUGCAGGUUAGGUUCAUCACAGCAACAAGUUGAUGAUCACUUGGAUAAUGUGCAGAGUGAACUUGACAAUUUACGUGACAUUUUAAGAGGGGAAGGUUACAGUAUUGAUGCUAAUACUUUACUCGGCUUAUUUGGAAAUGAAGAUCCAAUGUCAUAUGGAAUUCCCAUGAAUCCUGAUUUAAAUCCAAAUGGUAAUCGUGAUAAGGAAGAUGAACUCAAUAACACAAAUAAUGGAAAUAGAGGAGAACUUAUGGCGUAUAAUCCAUCAACAUUAUUGGAUUUUGAUGAUGUUUUUAUGAAUGAAAAUACAUCACAAGAUUUUGCUACAGAUUCUGAAAAUUUCUCCACUGAUCCAUUGGAAUUGGAAAGUAAGAAUGCGAUUCUUGAUUCACUCAUCUCGGCAAAUAAUAAUAACGAUCAGGCAUCGAAAUAGAUUUUUUUUUUCUUUUUGGUGAGCCAUUAUCAUUUUUCAAUUGUUAAUUUUUUUGUUUUUUAAUUUCUAUUUUUUCAGUUAGCUGAUUUGUGAUUAUUUCAUGGUAAAAAAAAUUUUUUAAUACCAAUUUAUUUAUAAAUAUGAGGUUUUUUUUUAACAUCCACGUUAGUUUUACUUUUUUUUCUACAUUUACUUGAAAAAUUAAGUUAAAAAGAAAAAUUGUAAAUAGCAGACUUUUGUUUGGAUUUAUAUAUUAAUUUAAAAAAAAAAAAUUAAUCCAAAUUUCUUAGAGGCGUGCUAGUGUCUUAUCACCUGUAUCUACGUUGAAACGUUUUAUAUAGGGUAGAAAUUUUUCUACAUUGUAAGCUGUCUGAAGCAUGCAAUAAUUUCGUAAAUUUUAUUUUUUUGUAAUAAAGUUGUGAUAUAAAAAAGUAAUUAAUAUUUGUCAGAGAUAAAUAAAAAUUGAUAUGUGUAGAUAAAUAUCAA
Leptopilina boulardi is the source of this 2581-nucleotide messenger RNA. It is a transcript of the gene Hsf, whose product is annotated as heat shock factor protein 1. Gene Ontology annotation, biological process: regulation of DNA-templated transcription. The record is from RefSeq and is a predicted model, not a curated record. Gene Ontology annotation, molecular function: sequence-specific DNA binding; DNA-binding transcription factor activity. The coding region runs from base 92 to 2095 and encodes 667 amino acids. The transcript has 11 exons. NCBI's taxonomy places the organism in Eukaryota, Metazoa, Arthropoda, Insecta, Hymenoptera, Figitidae.